GGAUCGAGCUGGAAUUUGGAAAGGAAGGGGGAAUCUGCCGACAGCAUCGAAGGAACGAAGGAAGAGAACCCUCGGAACCUUCCAUUUCCGUCCACUGGUUUCUAUCCAUACAGCAGUGGAAGCCAUGGAAGCUUCUUCAGAAGCAUACUGCCAUCAAAACCCAGCUCUCCACACGUUCCCUUCUGCUCCAAUAUCUCCCUUUUAAUCUUUGCACCGAUUGCAGCUUGCCUGGCAAUGGCUUCUGUGGCAGGUUCUCUGCAACGAAACCCGGUUUUCGGCUCUCAUUCCUCCUCAAAUCCCACUUGGGCUCUUCCCGCUUCCCUGAACGUUCAAGGCCCCGAACUGCGUCGUAUCUCAGCAAUUGGGCGGCUGAGCCAGAGGAGGAGUAGUAGUCUGAUUGUGAGGUCAGCCGUCGAGGGAGUCUCGGUCACCGACCCGCCGCCCCCUGAGGACUCGGCCCCCGUCGGCGGCUCGAAGUCGGAGACUCUUCCAUCUCUGAAGUUGAAAUUACUGAGUGCUGUUUCAGGGCUAAACAGAGGCCUAGCGGCGAGUGAAGAAGAUCUGCAGAAGGCAGACGCUGCAGCUAAGGAGAUCGAGGCAGCAGGAGGACCUGUAGACCUCUCAGUUGAUAUCGAUAAGCUCCAAGGUAGAUGGAAGUUAAUAUAUAGCAGCGCUUUCUCAUCUCGUACUUUGGGUGGGAGUCGACCUGGACCGCCAACUGGAAGAUUACUUCCGAUAACUCUCGGACAGGUCUUCCAAAGGAUUGAUGUGUUGAGUAGAGAUUUUGACAACAUAGUAGAGCUCGAACUGGGCGCCCCAUGGCCGCUGCCGCCUGCUGAAGUAACAGCUACGCUCGCCCACAAGUUUGAACUCAUAGGAUCUGCGAAGAUCAAAAUAAACUUUGAGAAGACGACCGUGAAGACCACCGGAAACUUAGCGCAGUUACCCCCAUUGGAGAUUCCUCGGCUACCCGAUUCACUGAGGCCUCCAUCAAACACCAGAAGUGGAGAAUUCGAAGUAACCUACCUUGAUUCGGACAUGCGGAUAACCCAAGGAGACAGAGGCGAGCUUCGAGUUUUUGUCAUCGCAUAAGUUGAGCAAGGUAUAUACCGGGCAGUCUCUCGGAAAUGACUUGCCAAACUUGCAACUCAAGUGUCUCCAUGAGAAGUUCUAUUUCCCUCAUUCUUCGUUUUCUUUUUCCCUUUUUUCUCCCUACACAAGCCGUGAGGUGGUAUUGGAAUGGAAACUAUAACAUGUAAAUUAUGUGCGAGGAAAGAGCUAUUCAUUGUCUAAGCCAACCGCAGGCAAAGUGUCUCUCAAUCAGUAGAACAAACGGUUCAACCAUGUUUAGUACGAUAGAAUGGAGAAUGAGUGAGAUGGAA
Messenger RNA from Punica granatum (pomegranate), 1382 nucleotides. The record is from RefSeq and is a predicted model, not a curated record. Lineage: Eukaryota; Viridiplantae; Streptophyta; Magnoliopsida; Myrtales; Lythraceae.